Messenger RNA from Oryzias latipes (Japanese medaka), 1197 nucleotides. It is a transcript of the gene znf830, whose product is annotated as zinc finger protein 830. The record is from RefSeq and is a predicted model, not a curated record. Gene Ontology annotation, cellular component: spliceosomal complex; nucleus. Lineage: Eukaryota; Metazoa; Chordata; Actinopteri; Beloniformes; Adrianichthyidae. Gene Ontology annotation, molecular function: zinc ion binding; nucleic acid binding. Gene Ontology annotation, biological process: mitotic DNA replication checkpoint signaling; mitotic DNA damage checkpoint signaling; nuclear DNA replication.
AUGAGACGGGCUGUUGCUGAUUAGCUAGUAGCUCGCUGGCUAACAACAAACUCUUAUGAUGGCGACUUCAAAAAAGGGGAAAAAGGUGGUAAAUCAAGAAGAACUCCGGCGGUUGAUGAGGGAGAAACAAAGACAAACCGCUGACAAGAAGCGCGUGGAGUCUCCGUUCGCCAAAUACAACAGUCUGGGACAUCUGAGCUGCACGCUCUGUAGUGUGCAGGUGAAGUCCGAUCUACUGUGGCCGGCUCAUGUCCUCGGUAAACAACACAAGGAUAACGUUGCAGAGCUAAAAGGAGCAAAAACGACACCAGCGCCGAGUCAAACACCGAAGAGAAAAGCCCCUGACACCGAAGCAGUUACCGCAAAAAAGGCGAAGCCCGCGUCGGUUGCAAGUCAGUCUACAUCCGAUGCUUCUGAGAAACCUCUCACCACCCAACAGUCUGCGGGUCUGAGUCUGCUAGCCGGUGUUUAUGACGACGAGGAUGCCAACGCUGAGUCUGAGGCACCUGCUCAGGGAGCGGACGGAGGCCUUCCAGCCGACUUCUUUGACAGUUCCAUCCCAUCCACACCCGCCAUCUCUCACUCCGGAUCCGUCCUGAAAGCCGAAACGAAGGAAAAGCCCCCCGAGAAGAAAGAAAACACAUCGGAGGUGCUGCCCGAGGGCUUCUUCGACGACCCAGUAAGGGAUGCCAAAGUGCGCAAUGUGGAUGCUCCCAAGGAUCAUAUGGACAAAGAGUGGGAAGAAUUCCAGAAAGAAAUUCGCCAAGUGAACACAAAAUCCGAGGCCAUCGUUGCGGAGGACGAUGAAGAGGGGCGUCUGGAGCGCCAGAUAGACGAGAUCGACGAGCAAAUCGAGUGUUACAAAAGGGUGGAACUGCUGCGGGACAAGAGAGAUGCUGUGAAAAGCAAAGCUCUGCCCAAAAAAGACAAACCAAAAGAAAUACAGGAAGACGUAGACGAUGAGGAUGAUGAAGAGGAAUUGUUGGGACUUUUGACCCAGGACUGGAGGGCCAAAGGGGCUCUUGCUUGAGUUUCAUAAAUGCAUCACUUCUUGUGUCCAACUCAACUCAAAACAAUUAUUUUGUACAAAAAAUGCUGUCAACUCAAGAGAUUUAUAACUAACUUUCCUUUUUGUCCGGUCUAGAAUGGGUUUUGAAAACUGCAAAUCACAAGUAAAAUGGAUUAUUCAAAGGAGAA